Messenger RNA from Mustela lutreola (European mink), 6423 nucleotides. RefSeq names its product reticulon 4 receptor like 1 (gene RTN4RL1). Gene Ontology annotation, cellular component: plasma membrane. The coding region runs from base 489 to 1826 and encodes 445 amino acids. NCBI's taxonomy places the organism in Eukaryota, Metazoa, Chordata, Mammalia, Carnivora, Mustelidae. The record is from RefSeq and is a predicted model, not a curated record. The transcript has 2 exons. Gene Ontology annotation, molecular function: protein binding.
GCCCCGCUCCGCCGAUCGCAGGGUCCUGCAAACGCGCGGGGCGCUUUCCCCGGAGCUCGGCGGUGCGUGCGAGCGCCCUUUUGCAGCAGCCGCGGCGGCGGCGGCCCGAGGGGGCGGAGAGGAGGGGGCCGUGGCCCGGCGGCCGGGCGGCCGGGGGGCGGCGUACCCCCUCAAAACCGCCUGCAAAGAGCUCGGGGCUGCAGAAGCAGGCCGCCGGCUCCGCGGAGCAAGCCGCUUGUCCCGGGGCUGAACGAGCGCGCCGGGCUGCCAGGCAGCGCCGCGGUUGCUAGUGGGCGCCGGUGCCCUCGGCGCUGGGUUUGGGCUCACCAUGCCCCUGAGGGGCCGGGCUGCCGGGCACAAGCGGAUCCCCGGCUUGCCCCCGCCUCGACGCGCUCGGAUUAGCUGUAGCCGGCACCCAAGGAUUUGAAUCCGGACUCCGGCAGGGAGCGCGCCUAGGCCGACCUCCGAGUGGCGGCCCCGCGGCCAACAUGCUUCGAAAAGGGUGCUGUGUGGAACUAUUGCUGCUGCUGCUGGCUGGGGAGCUGCCCCUGGGCGGCGGCUGCCCGCGUGACUGCGUGUGCUACCCGGCACCCAUGACGGUCAGCUGCCAGGCGCACAACUUCGCCGCCAUCCCCGAGGGCAUCCCGGAGGACAGCGAACGCAUCUUCCUGCAGAACAACCGCAUCACCGUCCUCCAGCAGGGCCACUUCAGCCCGGCUAUGGUCACCCUGUGGAUCUACUCCAACAACAUCACCUUCAUUGAUCCCAACACCUUCGAGGGCUUCGUGCACCUGGAGGAGCUGGACCUUGGCGACAACCGGCAGCUGCGGACGCUGGCGCCGGAGACCUUCCAGGGCCUGGUGAAGCUGCACGCCCUCUACCUCUACAAGUGCGGGCUCAGCGCCCUACCCGCAGGCAUCUUCAGCGGGCUGCACAGCCUGCAGUACCUCUACCUGCAGGACAAUCACAUCGAGUACCUCCAGGACGACAUCUUCGUGGACCUGGUCAACCUCAGCCACCUGUUCCUCCAUGGCAACAAGCUGUGGAGCCUGGGCCAGGACACAUUCCGGGGACUGGUGAACUUGGACCGGCUGCUGCUGCACGAGAACCAGCUGCAGUGGGUCCACCACAAGGCUUUCCACGACCUCCACCGGCUGACCACCCUCUUUCUCUUCAACAACAGCCUGUCGGAGCUGCAGGGCGACUGCCUGGCGCCCUUGGGAGCCCUGGAGUUCCUCCGCCUCAACGGGAAUGCCUGGGACUGCGGCUGCCGGGCGCACUCGCUGUGGGAAUGGCUGCGGAGGUUCCGCGGCUCCAGCUCUGCGGUCCCCUGCGCCUCCCCCGAGGCGCGCCAAGGCCAGGACCUGAAGCUGCUGAGGGCCGAGGACUUCCGGAACUGCACGGGGCCAGCCUCGCCGCACCAGAUCAAGUCGCACACGCUCACCACCACCGACAGGGCCGCUCGCAAGGAGCACUACCCGCCCCGCGGCCCGGCCAGGGACAGGGGCCACCCGCAUGGCCACCUGCCGGGCUCCCGCCCAGGCUACAGGAAGCCCGGCAAGAACUGCACCAGCCACAGGAAUCGCAACCAGGUAUCCAAGGCGGGCGCUGGGAAGCAGGCCCACGAGCUGCAGGACUACGCCCCUGACUACCAGCACAAGUUCAGCUUUGACAUCAUGCCCACCGCCCGGCCCAAGAGGAAGGGCAAGUGUGCCCGCAGGACCCCCAUCCGUGCCCCCAGCGGGGUGCAGCAGGCCUCUUCGGGCAGUUCCCUGGGAGCCUCCCUGCUGGCCUGGAUACUGGGGCUGGUGGUCACUCUUCGCUGAGGACCUGGGCCGCCAGCACCCAGCACUGCCACAGGUCCACCAAGGAACAGAAUCUCUUUUCUUUUUUUGAACAAGCGGAGGGUCUGCUGGGUUUCAGGCAAAGGCUGGUAAAGGCUUCAGCUGCUGUCUGGGCCCUGCCCCGUGGAUUAUAAAACCCAAAGUGUACAGCCCCAAAGUGGGAAGGGCAUCACAUCCAGCUGUCCCGGCCAGGCCCUGGCAAGCGCCCGCAGACAGCAUCCAUCCAGCAAGGCAGUUAAAGCACGCAAAAUGAAUCCUUCAUUAGCAACAAUGGGACAGUGCCCCCUGCCCCCCCCCCCCCCAGGAGCUAGGCUCUGUGGAAUCCCAGUCACUGGAGAGGUCUGAAGGGCCCUGCCAAUCCUGGAGGAAGCGAGACUCAGAGGAGAACAGACGAGGCUCACCCAAGAGGCUGGGUGGUCCAGCCAUCUGGGAGCACAGGAGCAGGUGGCAUUUUGGCCCUUGCCUGAGGCCACAGAGUCAACCUGUCCUCACUCCAGCCCUUAGUCUCUCACCCCGGGGGGAACGCCUCUCAUUCCUGAUGUCUCAGGCAACCCUGGCAGACCCAGGCCCAGCUGCUGGGCUCCAAGAACCAAUUACCAAAGGAAAGAUCAUCAGAGGCUGAAAUUCAGAACUGCAUCAAAUGCAGUGAGGCUCUCACAGGAGGUGCAGUUAUAACUUGACUUGUAACUAAACUUGACUUAUAACUUGACUUAUAACUAAGUCAACUUAUAUAUAUAUACAUGUAUAUAUAUAUAUAUAUAUACACACACACUGUCCACACACAUGCACAGGGCCCCUCCCCACCCCCUACCAAAUUGUAUGUCUUCUCAUGUUUAUAAACUAUACAGAAAACUAUAUCUGUUGAACUAAGGGUUGUAUUGGUGAUUUCUAGCAAGAGAAGAGUUGUAGGGUUUUUGUCUAGAAUCCCAACCUGGCAAUGACAGUCCCCGUCAUAACCUGGUCUUGGCAGGAUCUAGGGCAAAGUGUCAAUGGGAAGGGCCAGGGAGAAGAAGGGGAGGCAGCAAGAAUCACUUCAGGGGACCAAUCUUCUUCGAUGUUUAGAGCAUCGCCUUGUUUUUAUAUGCAACACAAGUCCGGCUGCCACCCCAGAGCACCCCAUCACCCCCACUGUACCAGGGGUCGUUGUCAGAGGCGAGAAGUGAGAAGCAGCUCAUGGGACAUCAGGGAGCCAGGCCCUAGGGGAGAGCUUGAUGGAGAAGGGAACCAGGAGGGGCUCUGGGUCUUUUUUUUUUUUUUGCGACGGGCAGGCAGCAACCACAGUGUUAGCCCAAGAGGCUGGGCAGUGUCAUCGUCCGUUGGCCUAGCAUUUUUGCCAGUGAUGGUCUGGACAGGCUGGGGAAACUCCGGGCAUGAGCCCAGGACUCCAGCACAGCUCAGCUGCUGAAUUUUUCCUUGAGGCUCUUUGAUGGCCAGCCCAGCAAGAGUCCUGUGCUCGGUGGCAGGAGGGAAAGCAUCAGGUGGCCUUAGCAGAAGGGGAACAAAGAGGGCAUUUCAAGAACCAUCUCAGGCAUUUCUGCGUUACGGAGGCCCCCUCCCUCCUGACCCUUCUGAAGAUGCCCAGGGACCUGCGGCGGUGGCGGAGGGGGCCAGACUCAGGGGUCAAGAGUGGGGAUGUGUGCAGGGCAUGGAACAGGCAAGCCCAGUCAGGGGACAGCGGCUCCAGUCAAGGUUGGCCAUGCUGCCGGCCAGGGCCCCGCUGGGUACCAUCUCCUCUGAGCUCUGCCCAAACCUGAAUUCCCCACCAGAGAGGAUGUGUGUGAGGAGCAAGAAACACCGAAUCCAAUGAAAAGAGAAAAACAAUAAUAAAAAAAUUUCUCUUGGACAAGAACCCUGUUUCUCAUUUCCUAACCCUACAUUCCUGAAGUGGUGGCAGAUCGCAGGCUUUUGUGGGGUGGGCGAGCCUGGCCGGGCACAGCGUGUUUGCUGGCGGGAGGAGCCAUAUGGGGCAGGGGCACGCUGACUCACUGGGAUGCCUGUGUGCACACACAUGCGAACACACGCACACACACACACACACGUUCUCCGUUCUAGGGUUCUUCCCUCACCCUCACGGAACAUGACUCACUUCCCACACCCUGGCUGUGGAUCGGCCCAGUCUCUGCGGCUCUUUCUGGACCAGGCUGGUCCAGGGUCCUUCCUGGCUGGUUCCCAAAAGCCGCACCCGCGGCAGCUGAGCUGUGGAUUCUUCAGGGCCUCAGGAGUGGCCGGAAGGGAGCUGCCAGUUCCUGGGGCCCAGAGGGCUUCCCAGGAGGCCAGGGAUCCACUGAGACAGCAGCAGAGAGGGUCUGGGGGCUGCACCUGCCCCUCUCGCUUCAGAGAAAUGAGGCAGUUCUCUCCUCAGUAGAGAGGGGAGAGCUGGGUUUUCAGGUGGGACUGAACAAUCUUCCUCUGUACAAGGCUUGAAACCUGCACUAACAGGAGCGCGGGGAUGGCAGAGCAAAACACAUGCUCUCCCGCUGCCCGCCUGCUCUUCCCCAGGCCGGUGCCGGGGCCUGGCUGUCCCUCGGAACCCGAGGAUGUUGUCCUGUUGUUGAUUUCAUUUCCAGCGUCAGACAGCAAAGCCCUCAGUGGGAAAAUCAAGAGUCCAAACACUUUAUUAAAUUUUUUUAAACAGACUUAGUAAGUCCUGCAAUAUGAAAGUGAAAUGUCAGUACAAGAAAUGCUAAUGUUUUAUAAAUGACCGCCUCUGUCAAGUGCAGCUCGGUCUCUGGCUGCCGAUUGUUAUUAGAGGCAAGGCAGAGGGGCCCAGGACGGCGGGUGUAUUUUUAGCAGCUUUCUCCUCUAAGAGGUAGCGGGAAUGAAAGCGGCUCUAUCGUGAAUGACAUCACUUGUCACUCAGCAGCUCACAGGCCACACAGGAACGAUGGCACCAUUGCCCAAAGCACCAGAGCAAGUUGACAAGCCAGGGGCUAGACCUCUCUGGUCACCAGACGCAGCAUUCCUCCUGGGUGGGUUAGGGCCUGGAGAUGUGGCUUCUUGCCCCUGGGAAUCCUGUCCUCCUCCUCUGUUCCUAACAGGGUCACCCCUCUGCCAUCUUCGCUCAGCUCUUUCCCUUCAACAAGUGCUGAUCAAAGGCCUACAUGUGCCCGCCGUUGGCGCAGGCUCUUGGGACAUAAAAGUGGGAAGAUGUGACUCUCCUAUGAGGAGUGCAAGGCUAGAUGUGGAAACAGGUAUGUGAUUGGUGCCUCUGGUAGUGGCCCUUCCCCCACCAUGAGAAAGUCAACUGAGGUGAGGACAGUCCAGGAGGACUUCCAGGUGAGGGUGACACCUGAUGGCUCUAACAGGAUGAGGAGGUGGCCAAAGAAGAGUGCGGGGAGUAUUCGAGGCAGAAGGCUGGAGGGUUAACAGCAGCAUCGUGCUGGUUUGGGAUAUCGGCAGAGAGCUAGGAGUUGAGGACUGGGAACCCUGUGAGGGGUGGUGGGCGUGGGAGGCGAGCCUGGCAAGGAGAAGGUUGGGGGAACCCUACUCAGGGACUUGGCCUUGACUCUGCAGUGGCGGUACGGCUCCCCUCUGCGGUCUUCUUCCCUACCCCACACCCCCAGCGUCUUUCCGAGCACGCGUCCCCACUCGUGGCGUGCUUGCCAAUGUUCCUCAACAGUGGGUUUCAUCAUCCUAACUUGCCUCUUCUGCUCAGCCAGAUCCUUCCCUCGUGCCAGCAUGCUGGAGCGCUCCCUGGAAAUCUGCCUGGGCCACAGUCCCAUUCCCAGACACCUGCUGCUUCCAGGCCCGGAAAGUAUCCCAGAGCCGUUUUACCCCCCGUGCUUCCUCCUUUCCCCUCCACGCAGGGCUCAGACCUCAGCCCCUCCCUUGCCUCCAGGCUUGCCACCGCUACCUGUGCCCCCUUUGGCUGACCCCUGGCAACCCCCAGAACCCUCCAGACAUCAUCUCCCCCUUAUUUUCUCCUGCUAGGGGCUGUUCAUUACCAGGGAGCCAAGAAUCCCAUUUAGCAAAUGUUUACUUGUCACCUAACUAAUCACCCAGCACUCUGCCACUGUGAUGAACGCGAUUCUAGAAGGCCUAUUGGCAAGUUUGAGAGAGCCAGGGAGUGGGGGGGUGGGCAGGAAAGCUUCUUGGAGGACAAGAGGCAGGGCCCAGGGGUCAGAGAGAGCAAGUUUGCUGGGAGGGCUCCCUGGGCCCGGCAGCAAAUCUCUCCAAGGCUCACCAACUGCCCAGGCUGUCCCCACAUGUCACUGGCCAGAACUCACCUCCAGGACCCGGCUCCUCAGGGCCCUACUCCAGCUCGACCUGGAGGAUGCCAGCCUUUCCCUUUGCACAUUGUUUGAUUGACUGAAGUCCGUGUACAUUUCGACUGGAUCCGGGUCAAGCCAUGCUGCUGAGCCCGCUGACCCAGCCGUGGUGACAUUCUGGCUCGUCUCCUCCCAGUUUGGCUCUCCGGACUCACUUUCCUCCAGUGGGAGUUUCACACAUCAGCCGUUGUUCCACCCUGUGUCACCGAUCCCCCACUAUCAGCUUGUAAUGGGCCAAUUUUCUUAUACCUUCUGUCUACUUGGAAACUAUCUUAAGAACCCUUUGAUUGCACAUUAAAAUAUCUUUUACA